Messenger RNA from Dama dama (fallow deer), 779 nucleotides. RefSeq names its product antileukoproteinase-like. The record is from RefSeq and is a predicted model, not a curated record. Gene Ontology annotation, cellular component: extracellular region. Gene Ontology annotation, biological process: innate immune response; antibacterial humoral response. The transcript is spliced from 4 exons. Gene Ontology annotation, molecular function: peptidase inhibitor activity. The coding region runs from base 143 to 568 and encodes 141 amino acids. Lineage: Eukaryota; Metazoa; Chordata; Mammalia; Artiodactyla; Cervidae.
GUGCUCACUGUGCUCACCUGAAUUUCCUGUUUAGGAAACAGCAGCUGAGAAACUCAGGGCAGCUCUGGCGGGAGCACACCCAUCGGGGCGGGUAUAAAGGGUGAGGCUGACGCUGGUCACCACCGCCCCAGCUGCCCUCAAGAUGAAGUCCGGCAGCCUUAUCGUCUUCCUGGGGAUAUUUGCCUUUGGAUUCCUGAUGCCCUGGGCUGUGGAAGGGGCUCCCAAAAAAAUAGGUAAACCUGGAGCCUGUCCUUUCAUACGCCCUGCGAUGUGCCUUGUAUAUGAACCCCCUGAAUGCCAGAAUGAUUGGCAGUGUCCGAAGAGGCAGAAAUGCUGCCAGGAUGUUUGUGGCAUCAAAUGCAUGGAUCCUGUAGGCACGUCAAAGCCAGUUAAAGUCACUCCCGGGAAGUGUCCAGUGGUCAUCGGCCGCUGUCAGAGGCCCAACCCUAUAAACGACUGCCAGAACGACAGCCACUGCCUGAAUGGUUUCAAGUGCUGCAGGGGUCUGUGUGGGAAUUCAUGCGUCCUGCCGGUGAAAGAUUCAUCCUUUCCAGGUCAAAAACAUUAGGACUUCCUGGUCUGUGUGCUCUGGGGAUCUCCCCCCCUCCCCGCCCUGCAAGCCUGGAAAACAAUGAAAGCACGUUGGUCAAGAUGUGGUUUUGUGACCAAUACUCCUUUGGGGACAAGAUCUGGCCUGUUUUAUCUAUGUAUCCCCAGCAUCCAAUGUGAAGCUUGGCACACGACAGGAAAUGCCUGUUGAUCAGUGAAUAAAUAAAUGU